Molecule: messenger RNA, 2346 nt
Organism: Verticillium nonalfalfae
Lineage: Eukaryota; Fungi; Ascomycota; Sordariomycetes; Glomerellales; Plectosphaerellaceae
Exons: 4
Coding region: 1-2346 (781 amino acids)
Biological process (GO): regulation of transcription by RNA polymerase II
Molecular function (GO): DNA-binding transcription factor activity, RNA polymerase II-specific; zinc ion binding
Source: RefSeq, a predicted model, not a curated record
AUGGACUCGACGCAGCCCCAGAUGCCGGCACUGCUUCCGAUAACGAUGGCGGUGCCACCAGAUGAUUUUGACUACGGCGCGUUCCUCGAUGGGGAUAUAGAAUUCGGCAUAAGCGACGAAUAUCUAAACGCCUCCGGCUCCGACCCAGAUUCCGCCCUCAAUCUGUCUUCAUCGUCGGUCGAAUUCCGCUCCAGCGACACCACGGUUGUGCCAUCCACCCAGAAGAAACUCGAGAGGAGGGGCCACACCAAGAGCCGCAGAGGAUGUUUCAACUGCAAGCGCAGACGCAUCAAGUGUCAAGAGACCCAUCCAGCCUGCGGUCACUGUCGCAAAUCGGGCCUCCAGUGCGAAUAUCCCAGUCUGCCCCAAAUCACGCACCAGCCCCAGCACAAGAUACCCAUCUUCACCAUGGAGGAUAUGCGCUUCUUCCAGCACUUCCUGCUGCAGUGCUACCCCCAUCAUCCUCUCGGCAACGAGAACGUCUGGACGCACGAGGUGCCAUGUCUUUCGCAGACGCAUCCCUACCUCAUGCAUGCCAUCCUCGGCCUCGCCGCCUGCGAGCUCAGGAGCCAGGACCCCUCGGUCCUCCCACAAGCCAUGGUCCACCGCACAAAGGCCAUCCGCGCCAUGAAGAAGUCGCUCGCCGGCCUGCCCCGACGCGGCCUGACGCACGAACAGGCCAACGCUCUCAUAUCCGCCUGCUUCGCCCUGACUUUCCAGUCGGUGCUCCUCGAAGACGGCAUGCCCGAGUACAUGGCCUUCAUCCGCGGCAUCGUCGUCGUCGGCAUGCAAAUGGCCACGCGUCGCAUCCGCCCCAUCUUCUCCAACAUAAUGGAAGAGGACGCCAACGCCCUGAUGCAGCCCGUCAUGGAGAAGCUCGCCCCGCUGCCGCGCGCGUGGGUCGACGGCGCCGUCGCGGGCAUCGAGAACCUGGCGCCCCUCUGCGGGGCUCCCGACUCGACGGCGGCCGAGUAUCACGCGCGCCUGCUCGACAUGGCCGUCACGCUGCGGCGGUCGUCAUGGGAGGGCUACCAGUGCAUGAAGGCGCACUACGGGUGGUGGAUCAUGCUGCCGCACGAGCGGUUCCAGCUGGUCGUCGACCGCGGGAGCCAGGUCAUGAUGCUGCUGGCGGCGCACUGGAUCGCCCUCAAGCAGAUCAUGGCCGAGAUUACGCUGCACGAGUAUGACGUGCGGCAGAAGGCGCCGGCCGACAGGGAUCAUACAGAGGAGGGCAUGCUGCGCUGGCUGCGACACCUGAACAGGCAGGUUGAUGCGGCACAUGGGAAUUACAACGCGUGGCCUGAGUGGAGCCAAGCCGAGGACGACCCAUCCGUCACAAUGUCCACAGCAACAGGAGCACCCCCGUGCUACACGCCCACGGCGAGGCGACCGUCGACGGCCUCCUCAACCCCCUCCCUCCCAGCCUAUUCCUCGCCCGCCAUGGCCUGCCGACAGCAGCAGCCCUUCACACCAACGACGACCCUCAAGAUCAUCAACCCAGGCAAGCCAACCAUCUCCCUCCCCGGGCCCCCGGCCCCGCACCCCAUCCCGGUCCAUGACGCCGCAGCGCCCCCCGGCGCCCCCGCAAAGUACAUCUCCCUCCGCGCAAGCCGCCGCUCCGGCACCGCGACCCUCGUCCCGGGCCACGACACGUCAGCCCCGGCCCUCGCAACGACAAGCUACCGCUUCGGGCCCAGACGACCGCCAACCCUGACGUUGCACGGCCACGGCCACGGCCUCCCCCCCGACCCCGACCCCGACCGCCGGGCCCUCUCGUCAUCGGAAGCAGCACGCGGCCGCGUCGGACGCGGUCAAGCGGCGGCCGCCACAGCAGCGACGGGCGCGCGCGACUUUGCAACCGAGCUGACGGCCCCCGCGCUCUCGCGGACCACGACCCUCGACAGCCCCCUCGGCCGGUUCCGCUGGCGGUACCCGUCGCGCGCCGAGACGACGCGCGGCGACCACGGCCAGGGUGAGCGCCACGACGGCCGCGCGCGCCUCGUGCUCGAGCGCGUCGUGCCGCCCGCCGCGGGCAAGGGCGGACGGGCUGGCGGGGCGGGGCACAUUGUCGGCUGUCUCGUCCGCGGAAGGGGGGCCGCGGCCGGAGAGGGCGGGGACCUGCAGCUCGACCUCGCGGCGGCGGACGAGGCGGUCGCGGAGGCGUUGCUUUCUGCGGGCGGGCACGGCGUGGCAGAUGAGAAAGAGCGGGAAAAGGAAAAGAUGGCGGCGCGGGACGUGCUCGAGCUUGUGGCUGUCGCGAGCUGUAUCGCCAUGCUCAAGAGGGAGGUGGACCGGCUGCGACUGAGGCAGGGGCUUGUCCUGGCGGGAGCGGCGGGAGGCUCGUAG